UAUCAUUCUCUCCACAACCAUCUCAUUCCUCUCCCCCCUCCCCAAAGGUGGGUGCUACACACUCCAUUUCAUCCAUGGAGAUUGUUACAGAGUCAUCAAUAUCCCACCCAGAGAAACUGUGGGGGCAUGUCCGUCGGCGAUGCAGCUUGUUCAAGGAUAAGAUGAUCAAGUUUGGAAAAGGGAUGGUGAAGAUUGGGAAAGAUGAUCCUAGAAAGGUCUUUCACUCCCUUAAAGUUGGACUCUCACUCACUUUGGUUUCCUUACUAUACUACGCUAGGCCGCUGUAUGAUGGUUUCGGGGCUGCUGGGAUGUGGGCUGUGCUUACAGUUGUGGUGCUCUCUGAGUUCACAGUUGGUGGGACUUUGUGCAAAGGGUUGAACAGAGGUUUUGCAACACUAUCUGCUGGUGCUCUAGGACUUGGAGCUCAGCAAUUGGCUGCUCUAUUUGGAGACCAGGGAGAGCCCAUUGUGCUUGGAAUCCUUGUUUUUUUGUUAGCUUCAACCUCGACAUUCAUGCGAUUCUUUCCAAGGAUCAAGGCGAGAUACGACUAUGGAGUCAUGAUCUUCAUCUUGACAUUCGCCUUGGUAUCGGUAUCAGGUUACCGGGUUGAUGAGCUUUUGACUUUGGCACAGCAGAGACUGACAACCAUCAUAAUAGGGGUGGCAACAUGCAUGGUUGUGUCCAUUUUCAUUUGCCCUGUAUGGGCUGGUGAAGAUCUUCACAACUUGGUUGCUUCUAAUAUCGAAAAGCUCGGAUGCUACCUCGAAGGAUUUCCAGUUGAGUAUUUCCAGUCCCCUGGAGAUGGAGAAAAUGAUGUUGCUGGCAAAGCCAAGCCAUGUCUACAAGGAUACAAAAGUGUUCUCACUUCCAAGUCCACUGAAGAAACCCUGGCAAAUCUUGCAAGAUGGGAGCCGAGACACGGCCAGUUUAAAUUGAAGCAUCCAUGGAAUCAAUACUUGAAGACUGCAGCUUUGGCACGACAUUGUGCUUACCAGAUUGAAGCUCUUAAUGGCUACAUUCACUCUGGUUUCAAAGCGCCAAAAGAGUUCCAGAACAAGACAAAGGAAAUAUGCACAAGGAUGAGUGAAGAAUCAGGAAUGGCACUGAGAUUAUUGGCUACUUCUAUGAAAUCGAUGACUGAUCCUUCUCCAGCAGUUGUUCAUGUCGAGAGCUCAAAAUCCGCCAUGAAAGAGCUUAAACUAGUCCUGAAAUCUGUCUCAGUAAAUCAAGCAGAUUUCCUGGCCAUGAUACCAACUGCAACCGUUGCAUCGAUACUAGUCGAGACAGUCAAGGCUGUAGAGAAGCUAACUGAAUCAGUUCAUGAACUUGCUAGUCUUGCCAGCUUCAAAAGCUUGAAGACAGCUACAGUGUCUCCAGAGAAACAGGCACCACAAUUGCUCCACCGUGGAAGUAUAAAGCCGGUUUUGGAUGGCGUUGAUAGGGAUCAUGUUGUAAUAACUGUACUUGAAUGUCCCGCAGAAACUGAGAAGCCUCAGCCAGUAAAUGGUGAAGGUGUAAAACGUUCAGAAGUGAAUAUUUCUUGUAAACAAAUUCUGUCUGCUGAUUCCUUUUUUAGUCGGUGUAGGACAAGGGUUUAAGGCAGGAAAAGUGAAAAGUAUUGUUUUGCCCUUAUCUUGCCAAUGUUUGGUGGUGGUGGCUACUGUUAACCUGUAUUUAACACUUUAUGGAGAAAAGCUCUCAUAAGCUUUCAAAAGGUUUUUUGAAAGAAACAAAUAUAAGUGCUCUUGUCACAUAUGCUCUUUUUACCUUCUUGAUGAUGGAGCACUAGAAAGCUAAAUUUCACAGCAUAAACCUCAGAUCACAUACAAUAAACAAAGAAAGAAAGAAAGAAAGAAAGACAAGUUUAAUCCUAAAGUGGACUAUGAUCCAAAGCAAAUCCCAUUCUCGGGAUAUCUUUCUUCACCAACCAUAAGCUUGUUUCUACCCUACACAAAGUUCUUGGAACUUCUUCAACUAUUGCAUGGUGUUGAAGUUUGAGGGUUUUAAAUUAUCAAUCAUGGUUUAAUGACUGCAUUAUAAAAUAAGGAUUGAGCAUUAAAACAAUGCAAAUUAAGAAGGUUAUCAAGAAGGACCAUGUAGCAGAACGUACAAGUUGGAUCCAAGCUGAAAUCUAAUUAGUAGGUUGGUUUGAUAUAGCCAAUCCAAUACUCAAAUGAAUAACCCCUUGGCUCCACCACUUAAACGCAUGUGUAUGUUGGACUAAAAACACAAGAAUCUUCAAAAGUAGAUUGACCAUCUUGAGACUUCGAUCACUAAAAGCAAAGAUCCCUUCAAGAACUCGAGUAAUUUGCUAACUUCUAUUAACUCUCUCACUGUAGAAGGGAAUCUUAAGUAAAGUGCAGAAUCCAAGUACUCCAAGCAACAUUGUAAAAAGGGUUCCACACCGGUUUUACCAUUUCAUCUGGGGUUUUUUACCAGGGAGUUGGCAUUUAACCUUUUCAAGCCCACUUGUACCAUAACUAUGAAGAGGUAGAUGCUGCUAGAGCAAGGGAAUUACCUAUGCCCCGUCUCAACUUAGAUUAAGGCUUACUUUUACAAACAGUGGAUCUGCAGGAAGGCACCACAAAGUAAAGAGAAGCACCCAAAAGUGUCAAAAAUGGAAAUUGAAACCCGGGUCUCAGAGUUGUAAAAGGUGGGAAACUAAGAAGGGGAAUUCCAGAGCUAGUUGUUUCCCACUUAAGUGGCUGUCAAUCUUCCCUCUUCUCUAAAAGAAUGCAAGUUACAAAAGUAAAUGUACAAACCUAGUAUUGGAGCCCAUAAUGUUCCUUCCUAUAACCACAAUCAUGGUUACAACCCAUCAGAGCAACUUCAUAAAAGGAACAUUUCAUUCCAUCCUCGCAAACUCUAGGUAUGUUGAAGGCUAGGCAAGUAUUACCAUGCUAUGAAGGACAAACAUAAGGGGAAUUCACUAUAAAUGGAAACUGCAUCAGAAAAAGGGAACCUUCUUCCUACCCAUUGCAGCUUGAGAUGUUCCCACUAGAAAAGCGCGUGCCUUGUAGAAGUUAUUGGCUUUUUCAUUUAAAAAAUGAAGAGAUUCUCUAAUGAGCAAAAGAUAAGCAAAAUAAAGUAUAUCGAUAUAAGUAGUAGUCCAUUUAUGAUAAGUGAGUGAGUUGCUACAGCAGCAGCAGCUAACCUCAACCUCUCAUCACCAUCUUAACAUGAUCUCUUAGUCGGUCAACAACCUACUUUCGUUCCCUUUUCUUUGUACAAUUUGUUUAUACAUUUCCCUUGAAAAAUGAAGGACAUGAAACACAACAGAGUUUCAUUGCACCACCACUAAUGGCCAGGCUUGGUCCUGUGUACCAUAAGGUAAAAAGAAAAUCAAGAAAAUGGAGAAGGAAUAUAGCACAUUCUAGUACAUGGUUGUCUGUUGAUGAAAUGAUGAACAAUCAGAAAGAAUUAAACUUGUCAAACAUGAGGAUUAAACAAACAUUAAAAGGAAAGGAGGGAAAAGAAGAGAACAUUCCUGUGCCAGAUUCCCACUACGGUUUGUGGAUCCCCGGUAAAAAAAAAGGAACCCUAAUGGCCCGAGCUAGUCAGCAAUGACUGCAAUCCCCAUUAAGUGAAAAGGGUUUCUGAAUUGAAAGCUAGUGAAGUGUCAGAAAUUGAAGUCAUGGGCCUUCUGUUAAUUGGGAUUGUUGUUUUUACCUGUGAUUUUUUUGUCAGAUGAAAACUGGGGAUCACAUGAGAGUGAAUCACGCCUGCCAAGAAACUAUUCUUCAGAGUUGGGGAAUUACUGUACAGUAGUAGUAAUGUGAAUCCCAGUUGCAAUUGCAACAUGAGGAAGUAGAGUGAUGCCACGCCAUUCCAAUUUGGCGAGCUCCUAUUUUUGUUUUCUUCCCUGAAAUGGAAGUCACAUGAGCAACACUACUAACUCGCUGAUCGUUCGAAUCCCACGCCUCUUUCCCGCAGAUGAAGCGUCGUCGUGGAAUUGUCGAAGAAACGUUGUUCUAGUACUAAUAAACCACUAAUCCGAACGUAAAUAUUCAGUUGGUAAGGCCAGGGUUUCGCCUCCCAUGGAACGCUGUUAGGCGACUCGGAUUAUUUGGUUUGCUUGUAGCAGAAGUUCAUAUAAGUAUUAAGUAUAUAAUCUCUUUACCUUCACAUUUCUCGCAUUCUACAACACAACUUUGAGUAAUCAAACAUCUCAUUUUUCUUUUGAGAAAUAUUCAAAAAAGAAACAACAAUUCGAAGAAACAUUUCGCCUUGUCUAAAACCCAACCAGUCAUACUCAUAUCACAACAAUAACUAGAUGCAAAAAUUAUAGGACACAAAUUCUAACAAAGAUAAGGAAUGACUUUACUCUAUUGGCAGUCCAAUUGACAACUCGAGGAAUCUCACUAAAACUCUACAGCGUGGGGUAUGGUCGAGAUUAGCUUGAAACCAUCACGCAGCACGAGUCCACCUAGAACUAUACUAGAGCUUAUGAAUAACAACAUAUGAGUUGCCUUCUACCACCACUCUUGCAAUCUGACGGGAUAUCGCAUUUAAAAUGGCGUCACGAGCUGGAAGAAGCUCCACAAUAUAUGGGUCUGAAAUUCCAUAGUGGAUGAACCUGAAGCCAAAAGAGUGGAACCGCUAGAAUUUUGAAUAACAACUCCAAAAGAUGAAGGAUCAUGUUGAACUGGCGCAUUAAAGUUAAUCUUUGACACCAACCAGACCGUUGGGGAGAUGAGAGAUGAGCAACAUGAGGAGGGAGAGGAUCGAAGAAGGAAAUUCUCAGACUUGAAAGUUAAACUGAGAAGAGAGGACCCGGACCUGAGGUUGGUAGCAUUCAAAGACCCAGUGUUCUGAUAUUUUCAAAUCCUCCAAAAAAACACAUUGGAGAACUUGGAAUUGCGAUCAGAUCAAAUGAAACAACGUCACUAGAGGCUAAGAGUGGAUUUUGGGGCUGAUCAUACUAGCUCUUCCAUCCCACUAAUGACCAAAGUUUGAUCGCUAGGGGACAUCUAAGAAAAGAUGUUCAAUGCU
This is a messenger RNA of Linum trigynum, 4992 nucleotides long. NCBI's taxonomy places the organism in Eukaryota, Viridiplantae, Streptophyta, Magnoliopsida, Malpighiales, Linaceae. The record is from the annotation of a GenBank genome assembly.